This is a messenger RNA of Spizellomyces punctatus DAOM BR117, 2130 nucleotides long. RefSeq lists its product as uncharacterized. The transcript has a single exon. The coding region runs from base 452 to 1978 and encodes 508 amino acids. NCBI's taxonomy places the organism in Eukaryota, Fungi, Chytridiomycota, Chytridiomycetes, Spizellomycetales, Spizellomycetaceae. Gene Ontology annotation, cellular component: MBF transcription complex; SBF transcription complex. Gene Ontology annotation, molecular function: transcription regulator activity; protein binding. The record is from RefSeq and is a predicted model, not a curated record.
AGAAGGCCAGUUGCCAGCUGAUGGCUGUGCCAGCGCGCCCUACGCUGACUCUCCUCCAGGAUCACCUUCCCCCCAGAUCACAAAGGACCAUGUCAACCAGGGACUGGACUUGCACGUUGGACGGAGAUUUAAGACUGCUAGGAACCACUGAAGCAAUGAUGUUCUUUCGUGAAAAUCUUCGUUGACACGAUCUGCAACGGAGGAUCUCCAAGGUGCGUGUUAUGGGCCAGAGUCAAUAUCCAACGUUCUCGAGAAGCAAGGGAAAAGGGGGUUAUGAUGGAAGAUGGUGGGGGCAGGUGGGGCAGGGUGUUUCUUCAUCAGUCACAGAACACGACGUCGCAUUUAACAGCGAUCUCUGCAGUAUAUGUUAAAUGUUCUUGUCGAGACAUUCAGCGCAAAAGAACAUUGGCAGAACAGAACCAAAUAAAUAUUCAAUCUUAAACCAACACCAAUGUCCACAUGCUCCACAAAUGGACGCAAGAAACGAGCAAGGAAAGAGGCGGGCACCCAGAAAUCCGUAAAGCCACCUGAACAUGGUGAUCCGGACACUGCUGACACCUCGACAGCGAAGCGGUUGAAGACUGGUCUCGAUCACCGCCUUGACGCCCCGCGCUAUUCUUCCUUCCAAGAGACCGAACAGCUAGAGAAUUCCGACCAGUUUACUCAAAUCCCCCCUCCCGGACGACCAGCGAAGCCAUUGAGCGCUCAACAACGCGAUCUCCUACUCUCGCUGUUUGUAAUUGGAGACGCCAAAGAGUUCUUCACUCUACUCUUUGACACGAACGAGAUUGAUGUGUACGCAGUGAACCUAGUUCUUGACAAUGAAGGAAAUACACCUCUUCAUUGGGCAGCACAGCUAGCCAACAUGGAAGUCGUCGAAAUGCUACUCGAAUUCGGUGCCGAUCCCAUGAUUAGAAACAAGCGAGGAGAAACAGCAUUGAUGCGGGCCAUCCAGUCUGGGGCCAACUAUAGUCAUUUCACUUUUGAAAUGCUUUUGGAAGCUUUAAGAGAUAGUUUACCAUGUGUGGACAGAAAGGGUAGGACGGUGUUGCAUCAUGUGGCACUUUUGGCACAACGUCGUGGGCGAAUGGCUAUGACUUGUUACUAUGCUGACUGUUUGGCGAUGGCGAUUGCCGAUGAGUGGGUGCAUGUCGACGAGGAUAUCCUUAACGUUCGGGACUGUUGUGGUGCUACCGCACUGAUGUUAGCACGCAGAACUGGACAUGAAUAUUUGAUACAAAGACUGUUGCAAAUCCGAUGCUCAGCAAUUUUUCCAAACUUGCGGAUAAGUACCUCUCCCAACGGAAGAACUCGCUAUACUGAUGACCUGGACGGAGAGGAUCUUCGGGAAAAGGCCAUUGACGUUGAGGAGACAACAACUGAUUCCGAGGGCGGAGAUUCCCCUUUGGGGCGAAUGCCUAGAGGUCGCCCUUCACGCCUGUCACCAGCCGCUCAAUCAACCACGCCGACACAUAACAGAGAAACCCAACGUGAUCUUCAAAGCGCCCCUGAACAAACCCUUCGCACCACCUCACCACCAAUCCCCAACAUGACUUCCGAUACCCAACCAAAUUUCCUUACUCGUAUCUGUGACCACCACCAACAACCCUGUGACAUAGAUCAGGCUCUGCGCACAACGCGUCAACAAUUACUGGAAGCGAAAGCCGAAACUGCCCGCCUUCUUGGGCAGCACGCCCUUUACGAUGCCCUUAAAUACCGUAUAGCAGAGCUGGAGCACAGAUUGGCCGUUAUACAGAAGACAGACGAUAAGACAGAUGCUGCAGAUGUGGUGGCGAGGAUCAAAAUGUGCGAAUUGACGACAGAGACGUUGAUGCACGAGUGUGAAGAGUUAAAAAAGGUGAAAAGGGAGGAAAAAAGUAUGUUGAGACGCCUUAUCGCCCAAUGUGCGGGGAUCACAGCGGACAAUGUGGAUGAUUUUGUGGAAGAGCUGGGAGAAUGGGUUAAGCUGGGGACAUAAGGCCGCUGUACACAUAUAUGCCUUCAUUUUUUGAUUAGUUUGAUAGUUAUUUGAAUCUACGUAGCCUGCUGGAUUGUUAAUUCUGCAAGUAUUUGAUUUGAAGUCUGGAGGUGGUUGAUAAGCCACAUCAAAGCCACAUAUUUAUGCAUUCG